Trichosurus vulpecula (common brushtail) is the source of this 2254-nucleotide messenger RNA. RefSeq names its product WD repeat domain 86 (gene WDR86). Gene Ontology annotation, molecular function: protein binding. The record is from RefSeq and is a predicted model, not a curated record. NCBI's taxonomy places the organism in Eukaryota, Metazoa, Chordata, Mammalia, Diprotodontia, Phalangeridae. The coding region runs from base 1 to 1194 and encodes 397 amino acids. The transcript has 6 exons.
AUGGGGGGCAAUGGCUCCGCCUUGAGGGUCUGCACAGAUCAUAGAGGAGGCAUCAACUGGCUCAGCCUGAGCCCUGACGGCCGGCGGCUGCUGACGGGCAGCGAGGAUGGCACCGCGCGUCUCUGGAGCACUGAUGACAGCCAAUGUCACGGACACUUCCAAGGACACGAAAGCUAUAUCACUUUCUGCCAGUUGGAAAAUGAAGCUGCCUUCACCUGUAGUGCCGAUCACACCAUCAGAAAGUGGGACGUGGCGACUGGACAAUGUUUGGCUAUUUACCGAGGACACACGUCAAUUGUAAACAGGAUCCUAGUUGCCAAAGACUACCUCUUCAGUGGCUCCUAUGACCGAACGGCCCGCUGCUGGAGCGUGGACAAGGAACGGCAAAUCCAGGAGUUUCGGGGUCACCGGAAUUGUGUGCUGACCUUAGCUCACUACUCCUCCAAGGACAUCCCAGAUGCAUCCUCAGAGCAGGGGGAGAAGGUCAGCGGAGACUUCCUGGUGACAGGCAGCACGGAUGGCACAGCUAAAGUUUGGUGGGUGUCCAGCGGUUGUUGCUACCAGACCUUGAGGGGCCACACGGGAGCUGUCUUGUGCCUGGCCCUGGAUGAACUCAACCAGGAGCUCUUCACAGGCAGCACCGACUCCACCAUUCGAACUUGGAACCUUGUGACUGGGGAGCCACUGAAGGUGUUUAAAGAGCAUCAGGGGUCAGUGAUCUGCCUGGAGCUGGUGAAUCGGCACUUGUACUCAGGAAGUGCAGAUCGGACAGUGAAGUGCUGGCUGGCAGACACUGGGGAGAGUGUGCGCACAUUCAGGGCCCACAAGCACAGCGUGAGUGCCCUCAAGUACCACGCUGGCACCCUGUUUACAGGCAGUGGGGACGCCUGUGCCCGAGCAUUCAAUACCGAGUCUGGUGUGCUACAAAGGGUAUUCCGGGGCCACACUUUCAUCAUCAACUGCAUCCAGGUUCACAACGAGGUGCUCUACACAGCCUCCCAUGAUGGCACACUGAGGAUCUGGGACAUACAUGGAGUCUGCAAGCAAAAUUUGCGUAGCCGUCCCAAGAGGGAGGUCCUGGCCCAGAACCGCAGCACCCCCAAAAGGAGCCUCUCCCAGCUCUUCAACAACAAAGUUGGCUGCACAGUGACUCCACCCCAGGGUAGGGAGUGUGAGACCAUUGAGCUGUUAUGACCAUGGAGUAUAGAAGGGACCUUAGUUAGCCACUGGUUGCCAAAACCAAGCUGUCCUGUUACCCAGCAGAAGGGAAGACUAGAAGAUCCCAAGCUUGGAGAGUUUUGAAAUUGCUUACAGUGGAUGUUUGCAAAUCCAUUUCCUUUAUGAGCUUGGGAAAUCAAAUGCUCUGCGGUCUUCACGUAGGCCAUGAUGGUGCAGAAGCCCAAUCUCCUUGAUUCAUAUGCCGCUGGGACUGACAAAAGAGCCCUGUAGGACCAGGUGAAUUCCCUCUGUAUCUUAUUAUCAUACAACUAUAAUUUUAAACUAUUUUUAAAAAUUCCUCUUUGCAGCCAGCUGCUGCCCAGCACUAGAGCCCUGUUCUCAAAGAAACAAGAAAUGAAGAGAAAAGCAAGAUGAUUCUGGCUUUAUUACACUAUCUGGCAAGGGAUAAAGUGGCUUUGGGAAUUUUGUUUCCCCUUUUCUCUUCUUCCUCCUCCACCCUCCCCCUCUUCCUCCUCGCUUCAUCUCCAAUUCCUCUCCUUUUUCCCAUUUUUCCCCCCUCUCAUUUCCUCUGCCUAUUGUCACUAUCCAUUUCCCACCAUCUUUCUCUUACUUUUACUCUCUCCAUCUGUUUCUCCUUUUCCUCUCUUCAUUUCCCUCACCUUCCCUCAACAUACCCACAUCACCACAAUUAAUAACUUAAGAGAAAGGUUGCCUAGAAUAUAAGAUUAAGCCUUUCUUAUGGGCAAGACUGGCUGCUACUUCUUAGACACUUUAACUUGGCAAACCCUAGCUUCUCUCCCUGUCAUGAAUCAACAACCUGAUGUCUUCUUCUGGUGCUUGGGAAUAAGAGAUCAGACACCAAUACCUCUACUCCCUGAAUCCCCAAAUGAAGCAAGAACCUUAACUCCCAGAAAAAAAAAUACACACACAUAUAUAUAUACACAUACAUAUUUCAAGAGAACCAUUGAGCCAUGAAUUUGUAUGUGAUCACUGUCAGUUUUCCAUUUUGGUCACUUUUCUGUGAUGAGGGAACUUGAUAGAGAACUGAAAUAUAUAUUGUUUGUGAGCCACACUC